Podospora pseudopauciseta is the source of this 2063-nucleotide messenger RNA. RefSeq lists its product as uncharacterized. NCBI's taxonomy places the organism in Eukaryota, Fungi, Ascomycota, Sordariomycetes, Sordariales, Podosporaceae. Bases 1302 to 2063 code for a protein of 253 amino acids. The record is from RefSeq and is a predicted model, not a curated record. The transcript has 3 exons.
CCCACGGCCAUCGUGCCUCUCACAUGUAUCUUUGUAGUUCAAAGGUCUUGAUAAACCCCAAGUUGUCAGGUAGUACGUAGCGGCGAUUCAACAGCUCCAACACUGCCCACCUAGUUUCGCCACCGAGCAACCACGAAAAUGCCGGACACCAAAAACGCCAACACCGACCGUGUCGCCGAAGACCCCUUACCAAAGGCCUACAAGUUCAAGAGGAGAUUCUGUGAGUUCAACCAGUACCGGUACCGUAGCUUCUACGAGAUGGGACACGAUCGCGCAGGCGCUAUUGGACACUGCGAAACUCCCGCCCAUCGGGACUCGUCUAAGCCAGGGGCUGCCAUCAGGAUGGGGUAAGAGGUACAAACGAAACAUCGUGACCCUUGUAACGAAGUACGACCAGGAGGCCAACCUCAACAUAACACCCCAAAAACUCGUAGUGAGGCGUGCCCUCGUGGCAUUAAGCCACCAAGAUGCGUACAAGUGGUCUGUUAACAACCCCCUAACAGAGGAUCUGAAAUAUUUCUGGACGGACGAGGACUCGGGCUGUAUUUUGGAAGGCGUUGUUUUCAAAAACAUGCAUGAGGAGUACCAAGCCCUGCUGGAGAAGGUGCAUCAAGAGAGGAGUAGGAUUGCCGAGGACGUGGAUGCUACGAUCAGCCCCUCUCGCACACUCGCCCUGCUCGAGAAGAAGCUCCGGAAGAUAAUACAUGAUAGUCAGCAACAGGUGCACACCGCCGUGGAAACCGUAUUGGAAAAUAGCACAUUUGGGCUUGGACAACUCUCGCUUGGGUCACCAGGUGGCAGCAAAACGGAAAAGCUGCAAAAACGAAUCCAUAAAAAGACAGAAGAGGUCGAGCGGUUACGACAGGAGAAUCAGAGACUACAGGAUGUGAUGGCGACCAUGAACCCGGUUUCAUUUGAAAGGUAUCGCGGCCAUUCCAUUGAUGUCCGGACCCGCGCUGUCAUCACGUUUAUGAAAAACAAGACGAAGUAUGAGUAUACCGCCAAUCCUAACGCUGAAGCGGCCCGGGUUGCCGUCAGAGACUGUAUGGACCGGGUCCCAGAAGAAGAUGGCGCGCAAGAGAUUGUCGUGCCGCAGCCGUUCUCCACAGGCACACCUGCCAUCCUCGCAACGGCCUUAUCUAGACGCUUUCACGGGGCCGACUUUCUCAUGGACUGCGAAAUUGUAGCUGACAAGCUGGUUCUGGAUCGCCACGGCGAAGCGGCGCGUGAUACUCUCAGUCCCGUAUUACUCUACCCCCCCCCAACCCCCGAAUGGGCCGGACUUCAUAACGGUUUUCGGCAUGAAUACCACACCACGGCCCCUGGCGGAUGAGAGGAGCUGGCAGAUGGUGCACGAUCAAGUCUUCAAAGCCAUGUAUGGCCUAGAACCCGUGGAGGCCAGGUACAUUCGUGAAUGCUUGCACCAUGGCCGCACUGACAAGAAUCGAAAUGAUCCAAAUCGCACAGCGGCCCGAGAGAAGCUGAUGAGCCAUGCUAAAUUCAUUGACAAAUAUUUCAAUGUCGCCGAAUUCAUUUGCUUCAACUUUAACACGGCGCACGGGCAAAACAGCUGGAGUCACACCGACCAUUCAUGGAGGGACAAUUGGCACACCCUCAGAGGUGAGGUAACAGCCCAAAUCUUUGGAAGACCCGCCGACAAUAGACGUCCUCUUUUCCAUGACUACGUAAGAUUGUUUGCGCGGACAUGCCAGCUGUACAACUGGGGGGCUCAGACAGAAACGGAGUGGAAUGAGGAAAUGCAACAACUGGAUCAGACCAGGUGGGACGUGUUCAGGUUUGCCUUUAUGCUCUGGGUCCACCGGGACAUACACACCGGUAAUCUUGCGACUUCCUAUGUUAUAGACCCGGCAACGAAGAAUUUUGUCCGGAAGCUGCCAAAAGAUGUAAAGACUAUAUACCUUUGGAACGAGUUCAACUGGAUCAUUCAACACGACAAAUGGGUGCACGGUUUCCGCAACGAUCCCAAGCCCCCGGGUCCCAAGCUGGGUGGCUUUCACAAGCGCGCCGUGAUGCUUAUAUGUUCCUUCAUCCUCGCCCGCUAG